Molecule: messenger RNA, 276 nt
Organism: Soboliphyme baturini
Lineage: Eukaryota; Metazoa; Nematoda; Enoplea; Dioctophymatida; Soboliphymatidae
Source: the annotation of a GenBank genome assembly
AUGCAAAAGCUCCGUGCUGCUCCGGUAAAGCUGAAUUUUUGCUCCAGUCAGUUUUUUGCUCUCACCUUUUCGUUCGUUGGUCUUAUUCUUGGACCAUACAUCCUUCACAAAGUCGACAAGGCUGUGGGCUUGAACGAGUUGAACAAAAAAGGAAAGAAAAUGCUCAAGGAAUAUCGAAAACGCCCAGGCGGUAAGAAGCAAAUUCAUGCUGAUUAUCAUUACAUGAAGCAUCAGCUGGAAAAGCAGUGGGAAAACAGUGCGCAUUCUGCCUCUUAA